AUGGUAUUUAUUAAUGGUGAAUCUUUAGAGAUUAAAAGCAAAAAACAUACUACAGAUAACAGCUGGGAUCUUUUUUCUCAAUCUUUUAAUAAAAAUAUUAAAGGAUUUUCUUUCUUGCCAGAUGAAACCGAAGGUUUUUUAGUGUACUUCGAUUAUUGCAUGUUAAGGUAUGAGCUAGAUGAUACUUCGAGUACAUUUGUGCAAGCAGAAGAAAAAACAAUAGAAUUAAAACAUCGAGCUCUUAGGGUGUUGGUUGCUCCAGAUUGUAAAACUAACACUAUAAUUUAUAGCUCAGUGUUAGAGCAAACAGUUGAGAAACCAAAGGAUCAUACUGUUAGAAAUGUAGCUAUUGCCGUUGGUGUUGGUGCUGCUAUUGCUACUGGAUGCACGAUUUUAUAA
Paramuricea clavata is the source of this 399-nucleotide messenger RNA. NCBI's taxonomy places the organism in Eukaryota, Metazoa, Cnidaria, Anthozoa, Malacalcyonacea, Plexauridae. The record is from the annotation of a GenBank genome assembly.